Gasterosteus aculeatus aculeatus (three-spined stickleback) is the source of this 2633-nucleotide messenger RNA. It is a transcript of the gene ric3a, whose product is annotated as RIC3 acetylcholine receptor chaperone a. Gene Ontology annotation, cellular component: neuronal cell body; intracellular membrane-bounded organelle; neuron projection. The record is from RefSeq and is a predicted model, not a curated record. Gene Ontology annotation, biological process: protein localization to cell surface; synaptic transmission, cholinergic. Lineage: Eukaryota; Metazoa; Chordata; Actinopteri; Perciformes; Gasterosteidae.
GAUGACAUCUGUGGAUACUAGCUUUACUGUUCAAGUGAAAUAAACGCACGUCUGUCAUUUUGUGAGACAAAAUGUCUAUAACAACCUGCCAGAAGGUUACCCUUAUAUCCUGCUCUGUUCUCUGUGUUUCUCUCUUCCUGCCCAGAAUGCUUUUACCCAGAAGGACAAAGGAGACGGGUCGGCCGGAGGUUGGACCUGGGUUCUACCCUCCUGUGAUCCACCGGCUGUCAUCACCAGAGGACCCGAAACGGUGGGGUGUGGACCCCUCGUACUCCACGACACACAGCGCAGAGGCCGUGGCCAAAAUGAAUGUCAUCGGGCGAGGCAAAAAAUACAACCUGAUGGCUCAAGUCAUACCCAUAUAUGGCUUUGGGAUACUUCUUUACAUCUUCUACAUAAUCUAUAAGCUGACAUGUAAGGUGAAGACUACUGAAUCAGAAAACCACACGACAGGUAUCAAAUCAAACAUAGAGAAUACGAUUAUACCUGAUUAUCAGCUGGUCAGGCUACAAGAGAGGCUUCUGCAAACCGAAAGGAAGAUGGAGAGAAUUGUCUCUGGAAAGAGUCGAGGUUCUGGGAGUGGCAGAAGGAGGAAGAGUAAAACUUGUACUUCAAAGAAGGAGGAGAAAUUACUCAAACAACUCAGACAGAUAACGCUGCUGAUCCAAGAAAGCCGGCUGGAGACAGACUCCCCAGAGAUGGAGGCUGAGGAGGUCCCCUACUGUGUCGACUGGGAAGGCUACCCAGAGGAGACCUACCCAGAGUAUGAAGAGCCCUAUAAAAGACGAGGAUUCAACAUCUUUACACUAGAGGAACCCCCCCGCCAGCUCACCGCCGAGGCCAUGGCCGAGAGGAUGGAGCAAGAGGAGGAGGAUAAUAUGGCAAGGAAACUAUCUAUUGUGGAAGAAGUAGAUGAAGAGGUGGAGGAAGAUGAGGAUAAGGAGGAAGACGUAGAGGAUGAAGAGAUGGAGGAGGAGGAGGAGGAGGAAGAGGAGGAGGAGGAGGAGGAAGAAGCAGAGGACGUAGCAGAGAUGGAGGAGGAGGAGGAGGAGGAAGAAGAAGCAGAGAAAAUGCAGUUGCUCUGUGUUCCUUUAUCGCAGCCUUCUGCAGAAAGAAAGAACGAGAGAUUAGGUCUGGAGGUAAGCGAGGAGUUACAAUGUCUCAAUGGAGGGAAGAAGCAAAUUAGUUUUAGUGACCACAACGCUGUGUUCUGCUACCCAAAAGACGGUACUUAUGAAGAGGUGGACGGGGAUGAGGAGGGGGAUGAUGAUGAGGGUACAGAGGUGGAUGAGGAGGAGGAGGAAGCGGAUGAAGAAGAUCCAGUGAUGGAGGCGGAGAGCCUGCAGUUCAGCUGCGAGGGUUGUCCCAACCCGGAGGAGGAAGCGGAGGAGGACAACGAGGACUAUUUGUUUCUGUCGGUGCCUGUGGACGACGGUCACGCAGAAAUGCCCAGAGAAGUAGGGUCGAGUGGGCUGAGGAUGCGGAACAGGAGGGAGACAUAAAGAACCUUUUGAAAAUACUUGAUGUUCCCCGAAUUGUAUGUUUAUUAUCCCUGAUCCCUAAUGUGUGUAAAACAUAGACCGAGAGCUAAAUAGACAGGUGCAAUGUGUGAACGCGUAGUUUCCUACAAAUAGUAACAACAACAACCAUCACUCUCAUUGGCUGAGUUACUCUUUUAGUCAGACAAUUGCUCAUGCGUUCUACAGAAGUCACGGGUGCUCACAUCAGCAACUGAGAAAGAAGGCUUUGCUAAAUAAAAAGUGGUGAAGUAGUAGAAACUUUGACUAAUCUGUCGUGCAUUAUCUGGCUUCACCUGGUGGUCCAAUAGGGUUCUCACAGGUGUUGAGAGGUCUCUGUGGUGCAGUAAUGCAGCAUAACACCUUAGAAUAAAAAGGGACCUUUAUAAAUAACAUCCGGGGGAGCAUCCCAAUCACCCCAAUGGAAAUCGCCAUAGUAACGAGAACCAGCGUGCACACAAACAGAAUGGGCAGGUAGAUUGUAAGAUAUAAAUAGUGCCAAUAGUGUAUUGUAGUCAAAUUUCAAAUUACAGUCAAUACAGCAUAACUUUUCUACUGCCAACAUAAAGUCAUUAGGUGCUGGUAAACUUUAUUAAAUACUAAGAAAUUCAUCCAUCUUGCUUGAACCAGCACAAGAACAGAGAUUAACUGCAGUCCAUCAUGUAAGGCGAUAGUGUUUCCUUAUUACUGGAAAAAAUGAAACAUUUCCCCUGCAGCAUCAGACAAAGCAACGACAUUAUAAGAGAACAGUCCUUGUGUGAGAUUACAAGAUGAUGCUGAAUGACGGACAUUGUUUUCAACAGCCUCGCCGUGCUCACAGCGAAUAUGUGUCUUAAACCAGUAUACCAGUAUUUGAAUUGUCCUACACAGGUGUGAUUUCUAAUAACAAAAGGUGCAAUCCAUUAAGGUGUCCCGUGCCAGAGCGCCGGCAUUGUACUCGCUUGCUAGCUUACAAUCAAAACUCAAAUUGCUUUAAUAGUUACACCUACGCUUCUUCUAGUGUGACUAGUCAAAAUGUCAGCUGUAUGAAAGGGCCACUGUAAUUAUUUUUUUCUGACAUUUGUAAGGAACAUUGCCAUUCUAAAAGGACUUUUGAAUAAUAUAUCCAAUUGUUUA